AUGCCCGCGACCAUAGAAUGGUUUUAGAGAAGGCCCAAUGUUGCCAGGGUGCUCAAGGCCGCGGAAAUAAGGUAUGUAUUUAAAGCACCAGCUCUCACAGUCUCUUCCCCUUCGACAGGGACUCCAACGAUCCAACACCUUCAAAUUAAGGAAUUUCUGUGCUACCAUUUCAGUAGCAGAUUGCAUAGUCAUGUGGGGAUCACUCUCCACAAAAUCGCCAUUGUGCUGCUCUGGGGAAGGAGGAAGUGAUAAAGGAGGCAGAGGAGCUGAACAAGCAAAUGGAUGCUUUCGUUGCUCUUCGGAUCAAGGUGGAGAAUCACUGGUGGGGUUUAGAGCAGCAGGAGGUGGUGGUUCUGGCCCAGCAGAGAGGUGGCUUGAUCAUCAGGACAAUGGCAGAAGGCCUAAAGGGAUAUUCUUAGGAACCAGAAACUCCAAUAUCAACUUCGAAGGGCAUUCUCUCCACUUCAACAUCCAACUCGUCAUUCAGCAAGGAGGAGCUGAGGAAAGCAGAGGAGCUAAUGACAAAGGCAUUUGUUAAAUUCCAUAAAAAACUUCGGGUUAUAAAAGGUUAUUGGUGACAUAGGUUUCUUCUUCUUCUUCUUUCUACAUAAUCUGAUGAGGUCUUCUUCUUCUUUCUACAUAAUCUGAUGAAGCUAAACAUAUUUCUUGAGAAUUUACUAAUGUUAGUAGGAUCAAUUCUAUUCUCACACAUGCUCCAUAGCACUCAUAGUUGCCUUUUAUUGUUUGGAAUGGUUUCAGGGAUUAAAUGUUGUUGCUCAUGAUGCAUCUGCAAUUGAGGAAUACCCUUACUCAGAAGAACAAGGGCUUUGCUUUCAUAUGGUUUGCAAUUGUUGAGCACACCAGGCAUGCAUGCUGUCAAUGAACUUAAGCAUCCAGUGGUUCCCUCUAGUAAUCAUGCCUAUAAGGAGCAGUAGAAUGCUAUGAGGUGUAUCAUAACAGUUCAAAUAUAUCUAAAACAUUUGGUGGUGUCGCCCCUCCAACACUUCAAAUUGCAGCAAUGGCUCAAUAGCAGGCUUCAUACCCUACCUACCACCAGCAGCAACAACAGCAUUUGGUGUAAUUUUCCCCCAACACUACUACUGCUCACCCUCAAACUAACAAUCCUUUUGGAAGCACUGGUCUACUGUAAUUUUCUGUUGAUUUCUCAUGUUUAUGUAUGAUGUAAAAUUAUUUUGGCAUUUGAAUUCAAAUAAAACUAUUUCCUUCUAGUUA
This is a messenger RNA of Vitis vinifera (wine grape), 1233 nucleotides long. RefSeq lists its product as uncharacterized. The record is from RefSeq and is a predicted model, not a curated record. The transcript has 5 exons. Bases 74 to 538 code for a protein of 154 amino acids. NCBI's taxonomy places the organism in Eukaryota, Viridiplantae, Streptophyta, Magnoliopsida, Vitales, Vitaceae.